UUUCAAUAUUUAUCUGCAUACACGUUGCACAUAUUUUCAAUUGUGCUUGACUUAUAUAGCUAGCUCACUAUAAUUGAUUUCUAGAAUGAACCUUCAUUUUUCUCUUAUGAUAACCAGCUUGUUCGUGUUGGUAUGGGCGGAUGGAAAUAAAAUAAAAGGAACAAAAUUUGCUAUUGAAAGCGGCGAACGGAUCGUUUAUAAUAGUUCAUACACUACAGAUAAGUUUGUUGAAACGAAAGGGAUGUGUGCAAUGAUGUGCACGUUAGAUGAGAAAUGCUGUGCAGCAUGUUAUAAUGACGAAACUUCCAUUUGUCGACUGGAUACAUCUGAGCACUGUUGUGUUGAUACCGAGGUUGUUGACGGAUGGGAAGGUUUGAAAAGAGACAUUACGGAUUCGCCAUGUCCUGGUUGUAUGAGCUACGGAUCGUCGUAUUACAAAAUUAUCGAGGAUUAUAAACCAUGGGAUGACGCCAAGACAAGCUGUGAAUGCUUAGGAGGUAAACUGCUUGAAGCUGAAACGCCACAGGAAAACAAUUUCAUUAAAACUGAACUUCGGACGAGGGCUACAGGAGUUCAAGGCUACUGGAUUGGAGGCUACAAUUUCAAAAUGAAUGGAAAUUUUGAGUGGAUCAGUAAUCAAGAUCAAUUGAUGACAUACAGUGACUUCGGCUUAAAAGACUACCCGAACAUACAAAGAUGUCUCUCAUACUGGAAGAAUUAUGGAUACGCUUGGGGUGAUGGUACUUGUACCAAACCAUUACAUUAUGUGUGUGAAUUUACCAAACAAUAACCAUUAUGUUAUAUGGAGAUUGGUUCUCUUGGUGACGACCCGAACAUACAGAGAUGUCUUUUAUACUGGAUGAAUUACGGAUAUGCUUGGGGUGAUAGUGUUUGUGCCCGUCCAUUUCCUUAUGUGUGUCAAUUUAUCAAAAGAUGAUCAAUUUGUAUAUGAGCAAUGGCUCUUUUGAUGGUUCUUUUAAUUUUCUCUCAUUCACACUCUUUAGGCUGUCUUGUUAAGAAUUGUAUUAUUAUUCUUGAACGAUCUUCUUGAGUAAAUUUGGUCUAUAUAGUCAUCGAAAAAGUUACCAUCUCAAAUCUGGAGUUGAUCAAAACACUAAUUGCUGGAGUCACUGUUGAUGGCAAUAUCUUAGUAUGAAAAAUUUAUGAAGACUCCUCCAAAGUUAAACGACUUAUCAACCUUUUUGAAAUACAAAGUUGUUUGAUGUCUUCUGAUGGGGAUACAAAAGGAGAAUCAUUGUCUGCCAUAACUACUUUUGUUAAAGAUUUUCUGCUUGAAAAGCGUCGAAAAGCCUGUAAAAAUUUUUCUUCUGACAAAUUUGUAACGACUUCAAGGUGUAUCACUCUAGUAGA
This is a messenger RNA of Mytilus trossulus (common blue mussel), 1371 nucleotides long. Its product is annotated as perlucin-like protein. NCBI's taxonomy places the organism in Eukaryota, Metazoa, Mollusca, Bivalvia, Mytilida, Mytilidae. The record is from RefSeq and is a predicted model, not a curated record. The transcript has 4 exons. Gene Ontology annotation, molecular function: signaling receptor activity. Bases 86 to 790 code for a protein of 234 amino acids.